Messenger RNA from Austrofundulus limnaeus, 2623 nucleotides. It is a transcript of the gene prc1b, whose product is annotated as protein regulator of cytokinesis 1b. Gene Ontology annotation, molecular function: microtubule binding. Gene Ontology annotation, biological process: mitotic spindle midzone assembly; microtubule cytoskeleton organization. The transcript has 15 exons. Gene Ontology annotation, cellular component: mitotic spindle midzone; spindle; cytoplasm. NCBI's taxonomy places the organism in Eukaryota, Metazoa, Chordata, Actinopteri, Cyprinodontiformes, Rivulidae. The record is from RefSeq and is a predicted model, not a curated record. Bases 16 to 1965 code for a protein of 649 amino acids.
CAAUCAGAAAGCAGGAUGCUCUCAAACGCGUAUUUUGAACAGCAGCACAAACGGUCUGAAGUCAUCAGGCAGAGAAGAAGGUCUGUUCAUUGUGCGAGCCGAAACUUGUCACUGCUCUGGAGUAGAACAAUGAGAAAAAGCGAGGUACUGGCGGCGGAGGCGAUCUCAUGCCUGAAUAAAGCGCUGUGCUACCUGAAGGACAUUUGGGAGGAGAUCGGGAUCCCGGAGGACCAGAGGCUUCAGAGGACCAAUGCUGUUAAAAACCACAUUAAGCAAUUACUGGAACUGAUGAUUAAAGAGGAGGAAACUCUGAAAAAGAAAGUCAUGACCAACAUCCAAACAUGCCAGACAGAACUGGAGAAACUCUACAUGGAACUCCAGAUGGCUGGAUUUGAGGAGGAGGAGGGUCUUAGCAUGCUCCAAAAAGAGAGGAACCUGCGCACACAGCUGGAGGCUCUGAAGAAGGAGAAGACCCAGCGGAUGCAGCAGCUGAAAACUCUGUUGGAGCAGGACCAGGACCUGUGUGACAUUUUGUGCUCGAUGCCGUACGGCAUCAACGCAGACUCCGUCCCUUCCCUCGAACAGCUGCAAAACUUCCAGCAACACAUUGCAACCCAGAAUAACGAGAAGGCAAAGAGAUAUGCAGAGUUCAUGGAGCUCAAGAAGCAGAUCACUUUGCACAUGGAGGAGCUGGACYGCAUCCCGGAGACCAGCUUUGAAAAGGAUGUCGUCUGCGAGGACGAGGACUCUUUUUGCCUUUCCAGAGACAACAUCACGGCUCUCAAAGUGCUGCUUUGUCAGCUGGAGGAACGUAAAGCAGAAAACGAGGCGACGUGUGAAAGUCUCAGAGAGAGGAUCCAGCAGCUGUGGGACCGACUGCAGGUUUCUCAGGAGGAAAGAGAGGCUCUGAAUGAACACUUGGUCUCUUCCAGGAAGAGGAACCUGGAGGCGUUACAAGUAGAAGUUCAGCGUUUGGAAGAKCUCAAACUCCAAAACAUCCGUAAUGUGACGGACGCCAUCCGUUCUGAGAUCGCUGUGUUUUGGGAAAAAUGCUUCUUCAGCACCGAUCAGCGGCAGGCAUUUGCUCCUUAUUUUAGCGAGGACUUUAACGAGGAGUUGUUGGCUCUGCACGACGCUGAGGUUCAGCGUUUAAAGCAGCAUUAUGAAGAUCACAAGGAGCUUUUUGAAGGAGUCAACAAGUGGGAAGAAAGCUGGAGAAUCUUCUUGGAGCUGGAGAAAAAGGCCACGGAUCCAACAAGGUUCACCAACAGAGGAGGAAACCUACUGAAAGAAGAAAAACAGAGGUCAGAGCUGCAGAAAAACCUGCCAAAGCUUGAAAAGAAAUUAAAAGAGCAAAUAGAUGCUUGGCAGAAUGAACAGGGCCAGGAGUUUCUGGUGAAUGGUCAGGAGUUUCUGCAGUAUGUGGCUCAGCAGUGGGAGCUGCACCACGUAGAAAAAGAGAACGAGAAACUUCAGAGGCUAAAGAAGACCAAGCAGACGGAGGAGGACAUGCUGUACGGAACCACUGUACGAACGCCAACGAAGCGCAGAUUCCUCAACACUCCUUCCUCCUCCAAAACAAGAAAGUUUAAUACAACGUCCAGCCUCUCCAGCGCCACCACAAACGGCACCCUGCGCUCUGCUUACGGAGGAACCGUCUGUCACUCACCUGUGUUGCGCCUCCCCCUCUCUGCAAACAAGGCUCAAACCUCAAAGACACCAGGUGGCGGUAAGCCCCCCAACCCAAGGGUUCAGGGCUGCAACAAGGAGAACAAAGCCCAGCUGAACGGGACCCCUCUGAGUGGUGCGUUGCAGACCCCACCUUGUCCACAGCUUAACCUCAGCAUAACAUCUGUUGCCAGCACAUAUUCAGAGUUUGUGAGGGACUUGGUCAACACUGAAUCCGUUAAAUCAAGCGAGACCUGUCCAAGGCCUCUAACACCAAAGACCAGCCCAACAUCCUGAACUCAACCACAACCAACCAUUGACCUCUUCAUUCUGAUGGGAUCAUUAUUGGUCCUCCAAWUAAGUUCAGGUGUCAUUAUUGAUCCCAGCUAUUGUUGUCAUUGAGUUUUAUUUGUAGAUGAAGGAUAUUACUGAGUGUUUUUAUAUUGGUGAUUUAAUAAAACAAAGGAAUCUGUCAUUAGAUGCUGAUGGGGCUAUCGUUGUUUGAUAUGCCACUGUCCAAAAAAUGUAUUCUAAAUUAAACAAACACUACUUUAGUUCUCAGACUUUUCCAGUUAUUGAGACGCAUUAAUAUUGUCUGUAUCUUAAGCUGCACCUUUUUUUUUCUUUAUAAACUAAUGAAAGUGUAACUUUCUGAAGUUAUGCAAUCGGGGUUACAGUCCAAAUGUAUUAUGAAUACACCGCACUUUUUAUAUAUGUAUAUAUCUUGCAACACGCAUUGUAGAGACGUACACUGUUCCUCCCAAAUCUGUUUUAUUAUAAAUGGACCUUUUUGUUGUGUAAAUAUUUCUGAAUCUGCUGUUCUUUUUAGGAAGUGCUCUUCCACAGAGAUUUUAAGCCAUUAAGACUCUUAUCUUAAUGGAUGAUCCAGUCACUUAGAUUUUAUAUCUUGAUUGGUUUUAAAAAGCUUUUUGAAAUAAAAGUGUAAAAAAAAAAU